Molecule: messenger RNA, 777 nt
Organism: Castor canadensis (American beaver)
Lineage: Eukaryota; Metazoa; Chordata; Mammalia; Rodentia; Castoridae
Gene: Tmem126a
Product: transmembrane protein 126A
Biological process (GO): mitochondrial respiratory chain complex I assembly
Cellular component (GO): mitochondrion
Source: RefSeq, a predicted model, not a curated record
UCAGGUGUCCGCCGAGAUGGCGGUGCCCGGGCGAGCGGAGCCGGGGUGGUAGUGCGUCCCCGCGCCGCAGCGCAAGAACCGGGGAGGCGCCGGCCGCCGAGAGGGCAGCCUGAGAUUGUUGUUUUCAUGGUUUUUUAAUGCUCAAGAUGGAAAAUCAUAAACCAGAUGAUACUAUCAAGGAAAACUUAAUUUUUCAUAUCAUAACCAGAAAAAUUAACCAACUUCCAGAAGCAGAAAGGAAUCUACUUGAAUAUGGAUCAACAUAUGUUGGACUUAAUGCUGCUUUCUGUGGCCUAAUAGCUAACAGUCUUUUUCGGCGUGUCCUGCACGUGACAAAGGCUCAUAUAGCUUCUGGUUUACCAAUGGCAGUGAUCCCAUAUUUGACAGCGAAUGUGUCUUACAGAGGUUUUAUAAGUUCACCUUUGAGUACAGGUGAUCUGAAUUGUGAAACCUGUACUGUGAUACGAAGUGGACUGGUUGGUUUUGUUUUUGGUGGCCUGUACCCUGUUCUUUUGGCUAUGCCUCUGAAUGGUGGCCUAGCAGCCAGAUAUCAAUCAGCCCUGCUACCAGAGAUAGGAAACAUCUUAACUUACUGGAUUAAAAUUUCUAAGCCUGUCUUUAGAAGGAUGUUAUUUCCCAUUUUACUUCAGACCAUGUUUGCAGCAUACCUUGGAUCCAGGCAAUAUAAGCUACUUAUAAAGGCCCUUCAGUUACCUGAACCUGGCCUAGAAAUUCAUUGACUUUAAGCAAAUAUGUAUACAAAAAUAAAAUGGUGAA